Arctia plantaginis is the source of this 318-nucleotide messenger RNA. NCBI's taxonomy places the organism in Eukaryota, Metazoa, Arthropoda, Insecta, Lepidoptera, Erebidae. The record is from the annotation of a GenBank genome assembly.
AUGGAUGCUGUAUUAUCAGCUGAUGACCAAGAGUUUUUAGAUAGAUGUGAAGAGGAAUUAAAAGAUAGAUAUACUGAGAAAGAUGAUGACUUCAUGAAUGUGUUCAAUAGUGAGCCUUCCAAGCCGCCAGUAAUUGAUUCCUGGUGGGUAUCCAACAACUCUGGCCGGCGCAAUGACCAUCGUAACAGCAGGCGACAUCAUCCGUACGAGCGGUACAGUAACAAUAGGAACAGAGAUAGAGGAUAUAAUGAUUACAACAGAAGUUCUGAUGACAGAGGACAAGGAUAUCGACCACAACGAAAUAGAUAUCGUUAUUGA